CUCUCCAACGUCUCUUUCCCUCCAUUCAGCGUAAAGGCAUCACCACCGUUCCCUCGCAAUGAGCAAAUCUGCAGUUGAGCUCGCGCUCGUCUCGCUGAUGCCGACCUACGGCUCCGACCUGCCGCCCUCCCUCGUCGAAUCCGCCAGCUCCCUCCUCGCCCAGUCGCGACACCUAGCCAGCACCCUCAAGGCCGAAGAGGAGAUUGCCCGCCUCUAUGCUUGUGCGCAUAUUGCCUGUAACAGACUCAAGAUUCCCCUCGACCUCCCGACGAUAGAACCUCGGCCGCCUAUACCCCCCAAGGUCUACAAGCGUCUCUAUACACAUCUUGACAAUAUCCUUCCCAAUACGUCAGCAAGCGGGCGCAGAACACGCAGGCAGCGAGACGUGGGAGACUCGCCGGCAUCACAAACACGCCCCGUCCCUUCACGGCCUCAGCCCACCAAAGAGGCCAGUCUUGCGCAGUUCAGAAAACAGGCGGGCUCAAAUCCCAGUACGCCGACCAAGUCGCGCAGGCAUAGCCACAUUAGUAUCCCAGAGUCAGCAAUAUAUCCCUGGGUUCAGCCCGUCAUACGGCACCUCUGCGCUGGGUCUGGACACAAGAAACUGGCGCCCUCAAUGCUGGCAGGCAUGGAAUCGAUUCUACUCUCUGGUGGACGGAAGACGAAGGAUGUCUGGGCAUGGGAGAACACGACAGCGCUAUGUGCGGCCAUCAUCUUCUUUGUCGCGAUGCGUGUGAGCGAUGCGGAUGUUGAGCAAGCGAUGCAGCCUCAGGUAUAUGAACCGGCUCGCGCAGAGGUCCUCGGUCAGCUUGGUCGAGCUCGGCAAGAAGUCCAAGUCAAAGGGGUAGAGCCAGAUGUCCUCUGGGAAGGCUGGACCGACUUGAACGACGAGAGUUUUGAUGCUGCGGUGGUGAAGGUCCGCGAAAGUGGCUGGCUAGAGGCCGACUGGUAUCACGGCAUUGCGGAUGUCAUCGAUAGAGAUUUGCCGCAGGAUGGUGAUAUAGAGUAUGGCUACGACGAGGAAGAUGCGGCACACGGCCAGCAACAGAGAGCGGACACCAUGUUCCAGGACAAGUACGAUUACUUGAGCGAGAGGCGUAGAACAGAGUACAGGGCGUGGAAAGAGGCCACCUUGGCGCGGAUUGCAGUGCUGUCUGCGUCUUUGGAGAGCAGUACAGGCAAUGAUACCCAAUGA
Molecule: messenger RNA, 1195 nt
Organism: Trichoderma reesei QM6a
Lineage: Eukaryota; Fungi; Ascomycota; Sordariomycetes; Hypocreales; Hypocreaceae
Exons: 2
Coding region: 59-1195 (378 amino acids)
Biological process (GO): DNA replication
Cellular component (GO): nuclear origin of replication recognition complex
Molecular function (GO): DNA binding
Source: RefSeq, a predicted model, not a curated record